Carya illinoinensis is the source of this 1213-nucleotide messenger RNA. Its product is annotated as origin of replication complex subunit 6-like. Gene Ontology annotation, molecular function: DNA binding. The record is from RefSeq and is a predicted model, not a curated record. NCBI's taxonomy places the organism in Eukaryota, Viridiplantae, Streptophyta, Magnoliopsida, Fagales, Juglandaceae. The coding region runs from base 105 to 842 and encodes 245 amino acids. Gene Ontology annotation, cellular component: nuclear origin of replication recognition complex. Gene Ontology annotation, biological process: DNA replication initiation; DNA replication. The transcript has 10 exons.
UCCUACAGUUAGUUUGCCUAAUCUCUCUCGGUUAUCUUCACAUGCAAAACCUCCGUUCCCCUCUCCCUACCCGAUAAACCCGUAGACCCCCCGAUUUGUUGAAAAUGGACCUCUCGGAGGUAGUCAAAAAGUUGGGCCUGUCUGAGUCCAAGCACUUGAUCCGGAAAGCCGCAGAGCUCCGUCGCCUCUGUGACGUCCAGUUCGACUCCUCCAUUAUCGGCGUCGGAGAGGUUUGUAAAGCUAUAAUCUGCUUAGAAAUCGCCGCGACAAGGUUAGGGGUUUUAUUUGAUCGGCAAAGUGCUAUAAGGCUGAGUGGCAUGUCGGAGAAGGCUUAUAGCAGGUCUUUCAAUUCGUUGCAGAACGGACUUGGCGUCAAGAACAACCUGGAUGUAAGGGAGUUGGCGAUUCAGUUCGGAUGUGUGAGGCUCAUCCCUUUUGUGAAAAAGGGCUUAUCUCUUUAUAAGGAACGGUUUCUGGCUUCAUUGCCAGCUUCUCGGCGGGCGAGUGCUGACUUCACUCGCCCCUUGUUUACUUCUGUGGCGUUCUAUUUGUGUGCUAAAAAGCAUAAGCUAAAGGUAGACAAGCUCAAGUUGAUCGAGCUCUGUGGUGCAUUUGAACCUGAAUUCUCUAAUGUUUCUACAUCCAUGAAGGACUUGUGCCAUGAUGUUUUUGGAGUUGCAAAGGAGAAGAAGGAUGCCGGAGAUGUAAAGGGGAAUCGAGAACUUUUGGACGUAUUACCUGGAAAAAGGAAAAUGGAGGAUGGUGGUUAUUUAUCUGAUGAUGAACCAGAGUUUUCAAGUUACAAGAAGAUCAAAAGAACCGAAAAACAUGCUUAUUUGUAGUGGAAAUCUUCUGUCGUUGCAUCUAACAACCAAAACAACACCAAAGUUCUUUGCAAGCGGACCAAGCAAAGUGGACUCUUAACUUUACAAAGUUGCAGAGACAUAACAGUUGGGAGGAGGCUAUGUAAGAGAAAUUUCUGGUAAUGCUGUGAUGGAAAUUCACGUGGGAAGAAAAGCUCAAGACAUGGUUUUGGUCAUGUAAGGUGUCAAGCUUGGUUCCUUAUACGUGUUAAUCAUGAUCUGCUCAAUUAUUAUUUUAUGAUGUGAUAUUAAAUGAUUGGAAGGGUAUUUAUUAAAUUUUAUUUAUCUACCAAUCACUUAAUAUCACAUUAUUUUUUUUUUUCUUAGCCAAUAAGGCAUUUAUAGAUAAA